AUGUUCUUCUCAACGCCCCAUAAGGGUUCACCGCACGCGCGAACCCUCAACCAGUUCCUGUCCCUCAUGGUCGGCACGUCUCGGAAGGUUUACAUUGGAGAGCUCGAGACUUCUUCAACAUCGAUCGAAGACAUUAACGAGCAAUUCCGAAAUAUUUGCAGCCAGUGGAAACUCAUCUCUCUGUACGAAAGUCUCCCGACUAAAUUGGUGUCGGGCAUGAAGAAAUUGCUAACCCUCGAGAAUGGUGGAACAGCUUCUGAAGAGUCAAAUCGACCGCCUUCUUCCAACGAUGAUGCGGCGUUGCUUAGGGAAAUUCUUGGAGUCCAGGAAGAGAUACAAGACGACUUCCGGAAACACCUCGACCGCGCCGCGCAUGGAUCGUGCCAAUGGCUCCGCCAAGUCGAAAGCUUCCGAAGGUGGCUUGAUGCAUCCGACGGGCCUUCCGAGGUGCUCUGGCUCACUGGCCCUCCCGGGUCCGGUAAGUCUACGCUGGCAGCCAAGGCGAUCCAGCACAUUCAAGGGGGCCUUCAGUGCCAGUAUCAUUUCUUCGUAGAUGCUCAGCCAGCCAAAAGAAGCACGUCGUAUUGCCUGAGAGCCAUCGCGUACCAGCUAGCGUUGGCAUACCCAAGAUUUGCAGAGAGGCUCCUGGAGCUGCACAGGCAAAUCAAGUUCUCUGCGGCCCUCCUGAAGUUCCAGGUAAUCUGGGACACGAUUUAUGAGAACAUCGUUUUUCAGAUGGAUUUUGGUUCCACCUUACAUUGGGUGCUCGAUGGACUUAACGAAGCCGAUACGCCGAAAUCCCUAUUGCAGAAUUUGAUUCAAAUGCGCCCACAGACCUCUAUCAAAGUUCUUCUUCUCAGCCGACCAAAGCGGGAACUCACGAAUCUUGCCGGGUCGCAUCCCAAUUCGGUUUUGGUAGAGCCCAUCUCGGCGGCCCACACGAGGGCCGACAUCAGUACCUACACUCGAUCGGUCGUCGCCGAGGUAUUGCCCCGGGACGAGUCACUCCAGCGGUUCAUAAUCGAGCGAAUCACAGAGAAGGCUGAGGGUUCUUUCCUUUGGACAAAGCUGGUCCUGGACUCGCUCUCGGACAACUGGCACACCAAGGCUGAUAUCGACAGAGCGCUCGACCUUGUCCCCGGCGACAUGCAAGCCAUGUAUAUGAAGAUGAUGGAAGAUGUCAAGAGUCAGCCUCCCCGUCUUCGGGACCUUGGGCUCCGCGUGCUCACCUGGGUGGCCUGCGGCUUUCGUUGGCUCACCGUCGAGGAACUGGAGGCUGCGCUGAAGCCAGAUUUUGAUGGCUUCGUGGACUUGGCGGAGACGGUAGUACAGGUCUGUGGCCAGUUCGUCCGCGUCGACCAGGGUACUGUUUGUCUCAUCCACGGAACCGCCCGCCAGUUUCUCCUGGAUACAUUGUCCCCUGAUGCCCCCAUCAAUCAUGACCACAUAGCUGUUGUAUGCUUACGGUAUUUGUGCAACAAAAAGUGGAGGCAGGUCCUCAGUCAGGUUCCGGAAACUCAGUACUCUACGUGUAUGAGUGGGGAUAGGCUAGAGUCCGUCUACGAUGAGUUUCCUUUCCUAAAAUACGCCAUGAAUUUCUGGGGAGGCCACGUCAGCUUGGCUGACCCCAAGGCGCCUGAUUUACUUGCGACCUUGCGGCUAUUUUGCAACAGGUAUAUUCUGCUCUGGAUCCAAGCCGCCGCUCUCUCCGGAAACCUUCGAAUCAUCCCCAGGGCCGCACAGUACCUGAAGAAGUGGUUACAGCGGAGCAGAAGGAUUGGCUCUUCCGAGCCGCACCAGCUGGCCGAAGAUCAAGAUGAUAUGAAUGUUAUUUUGGCUGAGACGGCUUUUCUGGAGCAAUGGACCAUAGAUCUCAUCCGACUCGUAUCAAAGUUUGGUAAUAUCCUGGCGCAAAACCCUUCUGCUAUUCACCGGCACAUUCCUCCGUUUUGCCCGCCUACCUCUGCCGUCUCGUCGAGGUACUUCGAAAACACAGAAAACCCACUGAUUACCGUCAAUGGGCUUACCACCGAGUGCUGGGACGAUAAUUUGGCGCGCCUCUCAGUUGGCCACGAAGAGAUUGCAUCCCGCGUUAGGUGCACGGGAAUCUAUUUCUUGACAUUGGUCAGCCGCAACGGCACGGUGAUCGUGUGGCACAUCGAGACAUGUGAGGAGCUGCGUCGGAUAUGCCACGGUGAGUGGGUCACUGUGAUGGAGACGAACAAGACGGGGAGUUUGGUGGCAACCGCUGGGCGGUACACCAUUGCCGUCUGGAGCAUUUCCACCGGCACGCGGCUUUACUCCAUACCCAAGCCAAGUGGCGCCCGUAUUAUGAACCUAAACUUCGGUCAAGCUAGUGCCGAGCUGGCGGUAGGCUACGAUGAUUGCUCUCUCAUACGGUACGAUUUGGGGACCUUGCAAGGGACGACUAUUUUGCCUACGCAGGGUCUGGGCGUUCUGGGAAACUGUCCUCGUUUCAUGGUCCUGAGCCCCAGUCAUUCGAAGCUCGCCAUCGGGUUUCGUGGAAAGCCGGUUGUGGUUCAGGAUAUGGAACGGGAAUCCCAGUCGGACUCGCGGACAGUUAUCCGCCUCGACGAUAUGAAUCGUUCGGAGGAUGGUGAGGAUGCCUUCAAUUCCCCGGAACUUGCAAGAUGGCAACCUGAUGGAUCCGUUCUCUAUAUCCUCUACCAAGACACCACGAUUCUUGCUUGGAACGUGAUCGACGAUACCCAAGUAGAGUUUGGGAACACCGAGGCGCGGGAGAUGGUCCUCAAUGAGGAAGGAACCUUGCUUCUCACAAGUAACAACCGCGGAUCAGUUAGCGUUUGGCGGCUGCCGAAGUUCAACCUCAUAUACAGAUUGCAGUCGAGCGAGUUCGUCCGUGACCUGGCCUUUAGUCCGGAUAGCCGACGUAUCUAUGACGUCCGGGGUUCCAGAUGCAACGUAUGGGCACCAGACGUCCUAGUACGGGUGGAAGAGUUAGAUGUGGGCGAAAGGUCUAGCAAUCUCGACGACGCAGCCGUAUCGGAGGUUGUCGGCGACGCCGUCUUCGCUGAGGAUCAGAGCCAGAAAGGGCAGGUAACUGCGUUGGUAUGUGAUAGCGAAGAUGAGUUCUUCUGCUGUGGUCGAGAUGAUGGAUCCGUGUCCAUUCAUGAAAUCAGCAACGGCACAAGAGUCCGCAAGGUCACUAGGCACUCAGCGAUGCUCAGCGUCAUUGCUAUUGACUGGUCUUCGUCCCGUCGCUUCAUAGCAUCCGCCGACGACUCCGGGAAGGUGAUUGCCAAGAGACUCAGGAUUAAAGAGGACAAUAAAUGGGCCGUCUAUCCCUUACUUGACCUGCGAGUUGAGGGGGCCGUUGCGCAGCUCUUGUUUAACCUUGAAGAGACCUUUCUUCUUAUUAGCACCGAUACCACGGACCACAUCUGGGACUUGAAGACAAGGUGUCAGGUUUGCAAAAAGAGAAGAGAAACGGAGCAGAGAUGCAAGUGGAUAAACAAUCCUAGCCGCAUGGAUGAACUUGUGCGCGUGGAGUCAAAUCAGCAGCUCGUCUUUAAGUGGAAUAGUCUCGAUCGUGUAGAGAGUGGAGAAGCAGAAUCAAGAGCACUCACACCCUCCCUUGUGUUGUCUGUUGAGAGUAGUCCUCCGCUAACCCAGGAAACGGUCAACACUGUUGUUUUGGCCGAGAGUGGCCGGUAUCUGAUCUACGACACCUUACAGGGGAGGGGGUCCAAACGGAGUCGUGGACUACGGGUUUAUUUGGUCCGAGUUCAGGGGCCAGGGACGUCCUCUACGUGGGAUGCUAUACCUUUAUCAGGUAUGGAAGACAAGGUCAGCUAUCUACUGGGCAGCCUCGGGGACCGCCUCCUUUUUUUGGACCACGACAACUGGGUUUGCAUAAGCACUAUCGGCCGGGAAAUGGGCCCCAUCAAACGCCUUUAUUCCUUACCGCGCGACUGGGUUAACGAUGAGACCAUACAUUUGACACUGGUAAACAAGAAGGGUGCUCUACUAUGCCCCAGAAAUGGCGAGGUGGGGAUUGUUAACUGGAAGGGAAGGUUUUAG
This is a messenger RNA of Scedosporium apiospermum, 4062 nucleotides long. RefSeq lists its product as uncharacterized. Lineage: Eukaryota; Fungi; Ascomycota; Sordariomycetes; Microascales; Microascaceae. The transcript has 2 exons. The coding region runs from base 1 to 4062 and encodes 1353 amino acids. Gene Ontology annotation, molecular function: protein binding. The record is from RefSeq and is a predicted model, not a curated record.